AAUCGUGCUAUAUCGCGUUUCUUGUUUACUCUUGUUUCAUUCAAUGUAUUGGCACGCGACACGGCUUAUCUCAAUGAGAUCUAUCACACGUACGAGUACCAUUUCAUAGAAAUCAUGCCGACAUCGAUAGAAAGGCACGCUCGAGACGUGUCUCUCAAGGUUCUCCCCCGUGCUGAUAUCCCGUGAUUAUUCAGUGACUGCUGCCGACGUUGCGGAACGCACAGGUGGAUCGCUCGCGAUCACUUUCCGUUACGAAAGAUGCGCGGUUUCUCCCGCAUCGCCUAUGAGGAAUGUCAGAUUUUCACGGUCGUUGCAUUCAAGUAACGCGUGCGCAGGCAAACGAGACAUUGUGGACUUUGUCUUCGAUUCAAUCGUUGCGGUCGCGUCGACCGUUUGCCUUCAAGUCAAUCGUUUUGGCCUAAAUCUCAGCCUAAUACACGAAAAAGAGGCCUGUUUCGCCUAACAUCUCGCAGAUCGACGCACUGCCGAACGUAACGAGAUGGCGGAUGAUUCGAGCGUACGCGUCGCCGUACGAAUAAGGCCUCAAGUAGCUCGCGAGGUGAUAGAUAUGUGCAGAAUUUGUACCCAAGUACCUCAAGGGGAACCACAGGUUUUCCUCGGGCCUGAUAAGGCUUUUACAUACGAUUAUGUUUUUGACACUCAGUCAGAUCAGAAUACAAUUUAUGAGACAUGUGUGAACCGUCUAGUGGAGGGUGCUUUGGAUGGAUACAACGCAACAGUUCUUGCCUACGGACAGACUGGCUCAGGCAAAACUUACACUAUGGGCACUGGUUUCGAUGUAGAAGUUGAUGAAACUAUAGUUGGAAUCAUACCCAGAGCUAUCAACCAUCUUUUCAAUGGAAUAGCAGAUAAACAGGAACGUGCAAGGGAACGUGCACAGAUGCCUCCAGAAUUUAAGGUCACAGCGCAAUUUUUAGAAUUAUAUAACGAAGAUUUAAAAGAUCUGUUGGAACCAGGAGGGCCAAGAGGAGGCGCCCGUAUUCACGAAGAUACAACGGGCAAUAUACACUUAGCCGGAGUGGAACCGCGUGUCGUAACUAGCCCUGAACAAGCAUUGGAGUAUCUUCGAUUGGGUGCGUUAUCACGCACAACAGGAUCUACGCAAAUGAAUACGCAAUCCUCAAGAUCGCACGCUAUAUUUACGUUAUACAUCAAACAACAAAGAUGCAUCAAAGUCGAGGAUCCGGACGCGGAUGUCGACACGAGCGGUACCGAAUUGCCGAACGAAUUCGAAGUGUUAACUGCGAAGUUUCAUUUCGUCGACUUGGCCGGUUCGGAAAGAUUAAAGAGAACGGGCGCUACCGGAGACAGAGCGAAAGAGGGCAUUUCUAUAAACUGUGGAUUGUUGGCAUUAGGUAAUGUCAUUUCUGCUCUGGGUGACAAAACGAAGAAAGCCUUGCAUAUACCGUACAGAGAUUCGAAGUUGACCAGAUUACUCCAAGAUUCUCUUGGAGGAAAUAGUCAAACUGUCAUGAUAGCGUGCGUAUCACCAAGUGAUAGAGAUUUUAUGGAAACACUAAGCACUUUAAAAUACGCGAACCGAGCGAGAAACAUAAAGAACAAAGUUACUAUUAAUCAGGAUAAGAGCUCGAGAACGAUCGCUUCGCUUCGUCGUGAAAUUCAGCAGCUUCAAUUAGAAUUGUUAGAGUAUAGACAAGGCAAGAGGGUCGUCGGUGAAGACGGUGUUAACGACGCGUGGCACGAAAAUCAAAUGUUAAACAGCGAAUUGCAAAGUCUUCGGACUAGGGUGAAAGCACUUUCGGAAACGGUGGAGGCAUUAACCGCUAAGAAUGUUCUUUUGCUAGCGGAGAAAGCAGCAGGUCACUGGAUGGCAGCGUCGAGCGGAGGUGACGAGCAGGUGACUAGUUUGGUGCAGGGCUAUGUUCAAGAGAUAGAAGAGCUAAGGGCUCGUUUAUUGGAAGCGGAAGCUAUGUAUCAGCAAUUAAAAAAGAGGCAGAUGCAGGUUAAUGCGGCGAAUCCAUACGGAGAUAGUUCAUUUCAUUCUGACUCCGCAACCGUAUUGGUCGAUGCUAAGAAGGAUCUCGAGAAAGAAAUUGAAACGUGGAAAGCCUUGAAGGAACAGUACGGCCAGAGUAACGUUAGUGUUAAGGCAGUGGACGAAGGAGAAAUCGACGAUACGGAAAAUGCGCAGGAUUCUGUAAGCGAAGAUGAUUCCGAUGACGAUUCCGAUCGUAAAGAUUUCAAGACGCGAGAAGAAGACGAAGAGGAAGCAGCCAUGGGUCGUGAAUUGGAAGCGUUAACGUCCGAUAUUGAUGUCAAGCAACGCUUAAUACAAGAGCUCGAACUCUCUCAAAGACGUUUGCAAACUAUGAAGCAACAUUAUGAGGAUAAGCUGGCACAAUUGCAAGCUCGCAUCAGAGAUACGCAAGAGGAAAGAGAUAAAGUAUUGAUGUCUUUGCAACAACAACCCGCACCGCCUACCGAGAAAGUGAAGAAAUUGCGCGACGAAUACGAGAAGAAGCUUUCUAAUAUGCAGAAAGAGAUGCGACUUCUGCAAUCUGCUAAAAAGGAGCACGCGAGAUUAUUGAAGAAUCAGUCACAGAGUGAAAAUAGAUUGAGAGGCCUGAGGAACGAGCUUUCGGAGAUGAAGAGAGCGAAAGUGAAACUUCUUAAUAAAAUGCGAGAAGAAGCACAACGACACAAGGAAAAUGAGCUAAGACGUAAUCGAGAAAUAGCACAAUUACGUAAGGAAAGUCGCAGAAAUGCAAAUGUGAUCAGAACUCUGGAAGCCGACAAGAGGAUGAAGGAAGUUGUGCUCAGACGUAAGCAAGAGGAGGUAACGGCACUACGAAGAAGAGACAGAGGCUUGAGUCAGAAAGCCGCUGGUCGCACACCGGCUAAACCGAUUAAUCCCAAGGCACUAAAGCAAAGGUGGCAGACGUUCGAGAGGACGAUCGCUAAGCAAGCACUGGCGAAACAAGCCGCCGCAGAAACAGAAAGAGAAAUGGAAAGAUUGCUUCAAGAAAGGGAAGAAUUGGGAAGAGAUCUGGAGAAGCUUCAGAAGCAUAGGAACGUUAUUGCCAAUUCCAGAGGCGACACCACGGACAUUGACGAAGAGAUCGAUAAUGUGAAGAGUAAAAUCAGUUAUUUACAGGACAGUAUUUCAGAGUGCCAACGGGACAUGGUUGAGAUGGGCGAUGGUGAAGCGGAAGGUGAACCCGGUGUUGAAGCGCUCAUCUCCACCAUUCGAACAGUGGAUGAGGCGCAGUACUUAUUGCAACGGAUGCUCGCAUUUACCGUGGAGCAGAGCUGCGUGGCCGCACAAAAGCAGCUCGAAGUACGAGAUAUGGAGUCACGGCUCAAUCAAGUUGCACAAGAAAGCGACGUACAGCAUCAGUUGCUGGAGCACGUAUUACGCGACAGAGACCUUUUAUCGCUCACGAACAAUCAUAAUAAUGCAUUAGCUUACAGCCCAGCCAGUUCAAGAAGCUCCUCUCCUGAUAACGAAAGUUAUGGCCAAAUUAUACUCGGUGAAGAGAAACAGCGUAAUAGUAAGGUCAGAAGAAGAACGACGCAACCGCAAGAACUUCUUUACGGUAUACACGCUAGUCCAGAAAAUCUAAAAGCGGACGAUCAGAAUCAAAAUCAUAACCAUCCUCUUACAAGGGUUCCUAGUGCACCAGGUAGCCUGAAAGGUCUGGUAUUAACGAGGAAUCAAUACGGUGGCACUGUGACUGGUGGAUCGCCAACUUUGACUCGUCGCGACAGUACAUCACCCAGAGCUCUGCGACGACCAAUACAUCCAGGUGGAGGCUCCAUGGAGCAGGUAGCGCACACGGAUAUAUCGUCACCUCCUGGAUCUCCAACUACCUACAGGCGGUUCAAUAGCCGCGAAGAAAACGUUUUUUCGAGACUAACCGCGAGUAGACAACCGAUCGCGUCUGAACCACAGCCAAUGAAAGGAAUUAUCUCGCAGUAUCAGGGCAAGGCGCAACCACGGGCCAUUUUACAGUGUUCCCACAUAGCCGAAGGACACAGCAAAGCCGUCCUUACCGUGUGUGUAACGACGGAUUUACUCUUUAGCGGUUCGAAAGAUCGUACUGUGAAAGUGUGGGACUUGGAGACAGGAAUCGAGAGUCUGACUCUGAGUGGUCAUCCCAAUAACGUCGUUGCCGUCAGAUAUUCUGCCGUUAAUCAGCUCCUGUUCAGCGUAUCCGCGGCGUACGUUAAAGUCUGGGAUCUGAGAGCCGGUAACAACUGUAUAAAGACGUUACUUUCCUCCGGUCAGACUCAAAGCGGCCCCAUCGCAUUGUCGACUCCGUCUAGAACGCUUCAACUACCCGUGGGCGAAACGACGAUCAACGAUCUGGUGCUCAGUUUAGAUGAACAGGAGUUGUACACGGCGUCCAGCGAUAAAGUGAGAAUAUGGGAUUUACGUAAACUGACUUAUACCGGUAGAUUAAGCACGCCGCAUACAGCGGCGGUCAUGUGCCUGACCGUCGCCGAAGACGGUCGAGUGAUAGCCGGCAGUAAGGAUCAUCUGAUAUCGCUCGCUGAGGCAAAUGCGUCCGGGCCGUCUGUUAGUUUAGCGCCGCCACACUAUGACGGAGUGGAAUGUCUCGCUACAAUCGGUUCUACGCUAUUUUCCGGCUCUAGAGAUAUGUGUAUCAAGCGAUGGGAUCUGAAUAAAAUGGAACUAGUUCAAUCUCUAAAUAACGCGCACAAGGACUGGAUUUUGGGAUUGUGCACAGUAAAUAACGGUUCCGUCAUGGUCUCCGGAUGUCGCGGUGGUGUGUUGAAGGCAUGGUCCGUUCCUAAGGAUCAUUCGGGGGAAUGCACGCCCAUCGGCGAAGUGCGGGCGCAUGCCUCCGCCAUCAACGCCGUCGCAACCAAUCAGCAGCACAUAUUCACAGCAAGCAAUGACGGAACUGUGAGAUUGUGGAACUACAGUAAACGAGAAGCAAGGACCUUCCAGAGGAGCAACUCGCUGAAAAGCUAAUGCCUAUGUAUCGUAUGCUACGUGAUAAAUUGUGUUAUUUAACUUUCAAUUAUAUAUGGUUUUAACUUAAUCUAAAUGAUAAUGCACCUGAUCCAUCCACUAUUAGUUUCGUAUUGUAUAUUAAUAUUUUAGUAUUAUUGGGGAUAUAUACUUGCUAAAGCGGUUUUAUAUCGGUUGACUCUAUGUCGUGAAAAAAAUAGAUAUUAAAAGAUAUGAUAGCGAUAAAACGUACAGAGCAAAUAUGUCUGUUAUUUAGCAAAGUGAUUGAAUUACAAAUGUUAAAGCAGCUUGACUGGAGUAGGAAUUACGUGCAUUAUCAUAAAACGCCUAAAUGCAGAAUUUGGAUAAGAUUUUAUCCAAAAGAAAGAAAAACUAUGUUAUCUAAUAUUUAUUUUAUUAUUAACAUAAAGAUAAUUAUAAUAUUUAUUCUUACAAACAAUAAGUAUGUAAGGUGAUUAAUACUGUACAGUUUGAGGUCAUUGUAGGUUCCAAAUACUGGAUAUUGUCAGGGUUGGCUGUUAGUCAAUUUUCUUCUGAAAAUUUUAACAGUAUUAUGCGCCUUAAUUAUGUUCAUAAUUGCUACGACAAAUAAAUCAGUUGUAUACGAAAAAAAAGUA
This is a messenger RNA of Odontomachus brunneus, 5598 nucleotides long. It is a transcript of the gene Klp31E, whose product is annotated as kinesin-like protein KIF21A. The transcript is spliced from 17 exons. Lineage: Eukaryota; Metazoa; Arthropoda; Insecta; Hymenoptera; Formicidae. The coding region runs from base 500 to 4981 and encodes 1493 amino acids. Gene Ontology annotation, biological process: microtubule-based movement; mitotic spindle organization. Gene Ontology annotation, molecular function: microtubule binding; microtubule motor activity; ATP binding. The record is from RefSeq and is a predicted model, not a curated record.